Molecule: messenger RNA, 663 nt
Organism: Brachypodium distachyon (stiff brome)
Lineage: Eukaryota; Viridiplantae; Streptophyta; Magnoliopsida; Poales; Poaceae
Exons: 2
Coding region: 32-511 (159 amino acids)
Source: RefSeq, a predicted model, not a curated record
GAGCUAAAUUAGAGUGGUGGUUGACGAAUAUAUGCCGUAUGUGACUGCGACAGUGGCUAAAUCCAAAAGAAAAUGGGCACGUUUACCUUUCGCCAACAGCUCCAUGCACAUGCAGCAGGGAGAGCCCCAAACACGCUCGAUCGCUUGGACUCCAAUCAUGAAGCACUCGAUAUUAAUAGACCCGGAUGGAUACUCCUUGCCAUCAAUCUCAGUACCCGUAGAAAUUAGGAACCAAUUCAUGGAGCGCAGGAUGCAGGAUCAGCUGGACGGGAGCUUUGAGGAAGAAGCCGCAGCCAUGGCGAACUCCCCGACUUUGUGGUCGAUGCUGCACCGCAUAGCCCACGGCUGCGCCGGCUACCUGGCCGCCGGGGCUCUCCCGAAACCAGCCAACGCUUCCCCGACCGCUGAUGAGGAAUUCAGGGUCGUCCAGGUGCAGUCGAGAUCGAUGACGGUCAAGAGGAAUCUCCGCUUAGAACAGGGUAUCGGCGGGCGUGGGGGAAAAAAAGGUUGAUCUCUAAGCAGUGUCAGUUACGUAGCUCUGACUGGAGAGAAGGAACUAUAAGCACUGCUUUGUGGAGCGAAAAAUGUAUAACAGUACUAUGAAAAAAUGUAUAACAGUACUAUGAAUAAAAAAAUAGCAUCAUCAUGAUUAAUGAAACAGAA